This is a messenger RNA of Penicillium mononematosum, 1014 nucleotides long. RefSeq lists its product as uncharacterized. The coding region runs from base 1 to 1014 and encodes 337 amino acids. Gene Ontology annotation, biological process: transmembrane transport. Lineage: Eukaryota; Fungi; Ascomycota; Eurotiomycetes; Eurotiales; Aspergillaceae. Gene Ontology annotation, cellular component: mitochondrial inner membrane. The record is from RefSeq and is a predicted model, not a curated record. The transcript has 2 exons.
AUGAGUCGCACGAGCAUCAGCACCAAAGAUCCGUCGACAAAAAUAGAAGGCGAUUGCCAUGUUUAUCGCACAUCAGAAUCAAAUAAAGACAGCCGAAAUUUGGACUUUGCUUUACGAAACGGACUAGCCGGUGGCGUCGCAGGUUGCGCUGCUAAAACUAUUGUCGCCCCAUUAGAGAGGGUCAGGAUCCUCUUUCAGACCUCCCAUUCCCAUUUUACGCAAUAUUCGACCCGCUGGGAUGGGUUAAUUAAGGCCGCUAGACACAUUCAAACGUCAUAUGGUAUAUCAGCACUUUUCAAAGGUCACUCGGCAAGCCUGGUCCGGGUUUUCCCAUACGCCGGUAUCAACUUUCUCGCAUACGAACAAUUCCGGGUAGCAAUUAUCGCAUCGGGAGCCCCGAGGAAAGAAGCACCAUGGCGUCGAUUUUUGUGCGGAAGUAUGGCCGGUGCGACCGCGACCUUGGUGACAUAUCCUCUUGAGUUGAUCCGUACACGGCUUGCUUUCGAAACAGUCCAAAAGAAUCCCUCCUCCUGGCUUGGUAUUUCUCGGAAAAUUUACUUUGAGGGAGGUCGUGGAAGCUUCUCAAAUCUCUACCGAGGAAUUGCCCCGACUAUGCUAGGCAUACUUCCUUAUGCUGGCACAUCAUUCCUCACCCAUGAUCUACUUAGAGAGUGGCUUCGCACACCUGCCCUUGCACCUUAUACUCUAGAAGCACAAGCACAAUCUUCCACUCGACUGACUGCAGUUGCGCAGCUUUCCUGUGGAGCAGUCGCUGGCAUAUUCGCUCAAACUAUUUCUUACCCAAUUGAUAUCAUUCGGCGCCGAAUGCAAGUGGAAGGUGUGGGUGAUACCAAAUCGAGCAUCCUGAAGACAGCCCGACGUAUUUUUCUGGAGAGAGGAGUGAGAGGUUUUUAUGUUGGGCUGACUAUUGGUUAUGUGAAAAUGGCUCCCAUGGUAGCGACAAGCUUCUAUGUAUAUGAUCGGAUGAAGCGAUUUUUGGGUCUUAUUGAGUAG